AUGUCAAAGGAAGAUGUUAAAGCAAUUCAAGAAUUUUUUCCUGAGAUAGAUCAAAAUUUUCCUUCAAAUCAAAAUGAAAGUAAUGAAAAUGGAAACCAGGUUGAAGUAUCACAUCAUCAAACACAAGUCGAUGCCUAUCAAUUAAGUGUUCAACCAUAUUCUCAACAAAAGCCUAGAACAAUAUUUACAACUGGAAUUACAAAACCAUCUGGACCAGCUGGUAGAAAGCCAAGAGCUAUGAGAACAAAAAAAAAUCGUUUAUUGACAUCAGUAACAUUGAAAAAGCUAAAAGAAAUUGUUUCAAUUGAAAAUAAUGAUCCAAAUCUAAAAUUAUCUUCUCAACAAAAAAUUAAACAACAGCCAAUAUAUAAAAAAAUGCCAAAACGUGUUGUAAGAAUUGGUAACCGUUUCCGUAAAAAUGAGAAAGAUGAGAAUUAUAAUUAUGAUUCAUAUAUUAAUGAUAAUGUGAUUAAUGAACAAGAAGAAUUAAGAAAUGAAUUAUUAAAAGAUGAAAUGAUAGCAAUUAAAUGUGGAAGAGAACCAGCAUAUCGUCAAAGUAGAUAUGAAUUGGCAAUUUUUCAAACUUCAACAAUAAAAAUAAAUCCUCUUUUUUUGAUGGCUCGUUGUGUUGAUUGUCAUGUUGAUACACAUCUAGAACAACGUUACUUUAAUUUUGUUCUCCCAUAUAAUCCAGUUGAAUGGUUGAAAUCAAAUGAUAAAGAAAAUUUAGCAAACUCCAAAGUAAAUGAAAAAUUUAAUGUUCUUAAUAAUUUCAUUUUUCAAAUACAAAUACAAGUUCCUUUUGAUUAUAUUUCAAAGAUCGAACCACAUUCUAAACAUGUGGUAAUGAAACUUAAAUCUUGCAUUGAACCAAAUUGGAUUGAUCUAAAAAACAAUUCUGGUGGUCUUUUGUCUGGUAAACUUGGUGAAAAACUUGAAAUGGAAAAGAAAGUUAAUAAUACAGAUUUAAGAGUUCAUCUGGAAGAUGUUAAAGCUGGCCUAUCAAAUGUAGAUGUAUUUGAAUUUACUUUUAUCAAAAAGAAUAUGGUUUGGUUUAAUCAUCUAAUAAAAGUUGAUUUUAGAUUUUUUAAAUAUCUUAUCAAUGAGCAAGGUGGUGACAAAACAGCUAUAAGAAGAAUUUUAAAAGAAAAGAUUGAAGAUAACUGUCCUACUAGAAGGGUUAAAAAAUCUUGUAAUAGAUCUAAAAUGGAACAUAUGUCAAGAAAUUUUAUGCCUGUAUCAUUUCCAAGUAACUCUUCAAAAUAUUCUAUGACAUUUAAAGUUUCUCCUUUAAGUAAACCAAUUAAUGGCAAAAGUUAUCUUAUUACAAGUCUAGACACAGGAUACAAUCUAGCAGUUGCUUUUCCAGUAUUAGUUGCUUUUAUUGAUCAAAACUCAUUUGAAAAUAUUCCUGUAAAUAUAAUUUUGGAUGAAAGUAUUAAAAAAAUAUUAUAA
Strongyloides ratti is the source of this 1455-nucleotide messenger RNA. RefSeq lists its product as hypothetical. The transcript has 2 exons. The record is from RefSeq and is a predicted model, not a curated record. NCBI's taxonomy places the organism in Eukaryota, Metazoa, Nematoda, Chromadorea, Rhabditida, Strongyloididae. Bases 1 to 1455 code for a protein of 484 amino acids.